Molecule: messenger RNA, 1834 nt
Organism: Camelina sativa (false flax)
Lineage: Eukaryota; Viridiplantae; Streptophyta; Magnoliopsida; Brassicales; Brassicaceae
Product: AT-rich interactive domain-containing protein 5
Biological process (GO): regulation of transcription by RNA polymerase II
Cellular component (GO): nucleus
Molecular function (GO): DNA binding
Source: RefSeq, a predicted model, not a curated record
AACCAUUUAUGCCAAAACACAUUUAUUGUUGUUUUUGAGGAUUUGAUCUGCGCCUUUCUCUCCGUUAGAUUUUUGAUAAUUCUGGCUCCUUUUACUCCGCCGGCGAUUUUCAAUUUCUCCGGCUACUAACUAACCCUAACCUUACACUCCACCGUCACCGGCGUCGUCUUCGUUGCGGAACCGAGAAAGAAGCUUUUUGAUGGCGGACACGGAAAUGCAAGAGCAAGAUGUGCCGUCUGUUGCUGGCGCUGAUGCUACUCUUGUUGAUACCAAAGCCGUAGAGGUGGAGGAGGAGGAGCGUUCAGAACAAGAGAAAGACCAAACCUCUAUUGAAAAACCUAAGUCCCCUGUUCCUAAGGAUACGACUCUUACUUUGGAAAGUGAUGUUCAUUUAUCUGAUGCUCCCGUUACUAAUCAAACUGAGGCUAAUGAGGAGGUAGGUGGUCAGAAGAACAUUGUUGAUGGCAAGAAUGGUGAUGUUGAUGUUGAUCAGUCUGGAAAGAAGAUUACGGAUGAAGGCGGACAAGAGGAGACAAAACUCGGGGAAUCAACUUCUCUCAAGGGGGGACCGUCGAGCCCUCAUGUUGCUGAUGAAAGUGUUAAGAAGUGGAAGACAUGGUUGCUAAGUGACUCUGAGGCCAGGGAUGUUGAUGAAUCAGGGACACCAGCGGAUCAAGAGGCGUUUAUUAAAGAAGUAGAGGCCUUCCACAAGGAGAAUCUCCUGGAAUUUAAAGCCCCUAAGUUUUAUGGACAGCCCUUAAAUUGUCUCAAGCUAUGGAGGGCCGUCAUCAAGUUAGGUGGCUACGAUGUGGUUACCACAUCUAAGCUAUGGCGGCAAGUUGGAGAAUCCUUCCAUCCUCCGAAAACAUGCACUACAGUCUCCUGGACAUUCCGCAUUUUCUAUGAAAAGGCACUUUUGGAGUAUGAGAAGCAUUUAAGGCAAAAUGGUGAGCUUAACCUUCCUGGUUCAGCAUUUCUUCCGUCUGCAAGCCUUGAAAAGGAGGCAACUAGCCAUCAAGGUUCAGGGUCAGGUAGAGCACGAAGAGAUGCUGCAGCUCGUGCUAUGCAAGGUUGGCAUUCUCAGCGCCAUCUUGGAUCUGGGGAGGUUACUGAGCCUAUUGUUAAGGAUAAAGGCUUGAAUUCAACCCCAAAGCAAAAGAACCUCAAAAACAUUGGUUUGCAGAAACAAAAAACACCAACUGGCGCGGAUGUUGUUUUUACACAUGAAUCAGACAGACAGUCAACCGCCGAGGUUAUAGAUGUUGGACCCCCAGCAGACUGGGUGAAGAUAAAUGUCAGAGAAACUAAAGACUGCUUUGAGAUAUUUGCCCUGGUACCUGGACUUCUUCGUGAAGAGGUCCGCGUUCAAUCAGAUCCUGCAGGGCGGCUAGUUAUAGCAGGCCAACCUGAGCAGCUGGACAAUCCUUGGGGAAUAACACCCUUCAAAAAGGUUGUGAACUUUCCAGCAAGAAUAGAUCCGCUGCACACGUCAGCGGUUGUGAGCCUGCACGGUCGACUGUUUGUGCGAGUCCCAUUUGAGCAAUGACCAGACUCAUCUCAAGAGAGCCCGUUCUUUAGUUGUUUCUUUGGUGAAUUCGACGACCACUUUGGCUCUUAUAGGAAUUCGUUUUUAUCAGUGGUAAAGACAUUAGCAAACGUGAUAGUUUGACUGACUGUAACUUGAAUUCUGAAUAUUACGUAAAGUAGGGAAACGAACGUUGGUGCUCCAUUGAUGUUAGUAGGAAAGCUGCUCCCUCAUACUUGGAAAGGUUAUGAUUUUCUGAUUAUUUGUUGUUUUUAUAGGAUAUGCUGAUGGAAGUUUUGAUUUUUUCCU